AUGGCCCUCACUUCGAGAGGCAGAGAGAUGAUCAGCAUCGUGUCAGUGUUGGUUGGUCUUUCCUUUAUUGCAGUCAUACUGCGCGCAAUUGCCCGACUGAAGCGAAGAGUACACUUUGGCGUUGAUGAUUUCCUUUCCUUUGCGUCGAUAAUACUUCUGCUCGGCAUGUUGAUCGAACUGGGCUUCUGGGUCACUAUUGGAGGCAACGGAGCCCAUCAAGAUAGCUUGAGCAAUAACACCAUGAAAAACUUCUACAAGAUCUUCCUUGCAAACCAAUUCACCUACUUCCUCCUCUGCCCCGUCAUCAAAAUAUCCAUCAUCUGUUUCUACCGCCGAGUCUUCACGACCAAGCCCUUCCAAUGGACCACUUUCGGCAUCAAUCUCCUUAUCACCGUCUGGGGGAUGGCUAUUUUUCUCGCCUGCGCGCUACAAUGCCGGCCACUGCGAGCCUACUGGGAUCACAGCGUGCCCGGCCAGUGCCUCGAUGGCAUGACGCUGAUCAUCGUCAACCAAGCCUUUAACGUGCUGAUGGACUUUGUGAUCUUGAUCCUUCCAAUCCCAAUGAUCUGGGGUCUCCACCGCGCCUGGCAGGACAAACUGGCCCUAAACGGGGUGUUUGCGCUGGGUACUUUUGUCUGCUUCGCCAGUAUCUACCGGAUCGUGGUUCUGUUCUGGAUCGAAAACGCCGACACCACUUAUACGGUCUACCACGCCACGCUUUGGACGCAUGUCGAGCCAUCAGUCGGCCUAAUCUGCUCCUGUCUUCCCAUCAUCCGCGGCUUGUUCCCGCGCUUCAAGCUGCCGUCUCACCGCCGCUACCGCACGGCGCCGUACUACAUUCCCACAGACGUCAGCACCUCGCAGUUUGUUGUCUCGGCCGGCGCCGUGGCCCACAAGUCCUCUUCUGGUGCCGCCGGCUCUUCCACCUCUGCUGCCGCGCGCGACUUCUACAAGAUGGAGGAGGGGCUGGGCGGUUCGCGCUCCACAUCGACGGACGAGCACGACGGGUCGUCAUCUAUUUUCACACAAACCCAGCACCAUCCCAUGGACAUUACCGUGCGCACGGAUAUUAAAGUCAGCGAGGAGAGUUCUAACACCCAUGUGUGA
Messenger RNA from Aspergillus saccharolyticus JOP 1030-1, 1107 nucleotides. RefSeq lists its product as uncharacterized. The coding region runs from base 1 to 1107 and encodes 368 amino acids. The record is from RefSeq and is a predicted model, not a curated record. The transcript has 3 exons. NCBI's taxonomy places the organism in Eukaryota, Fungi, Ascomycota, Eurotiomycetes, Eurotiales, Aspergillaceae.